Molecule: messenger RNA, 3161 nt
Organism: Salvia miltiorrhiza (redroot sage)
Lineage: Eukaryota; Viridiplantae; Streptophyta; Magnoliopsida; Lamiales; Lamiaceae
Exons: 2
Coding region: 469-3102 (877 amino acids)
Molecular function (GO): RNA binding
Source: RefSeq, a predicted model, not a curated record
GUCGGUUUUAACCAAAAGAAGACCAGCGAGACGCGAUCCAGAACUGAAACAGCUGCUCUCCAGUCCGGCGAGACCACAAAUCCAGGGCCACCGCAGCUAUACAGUCCGGCGAGACCGCGCCUCCAGACAGGUCUUCUGCAACAUCGUCGUUGAUCUAGUCGUGAUCGUUCUCACCGCCGUCGAAAAUUGAUCUACUGUAGCAGAGGGGGAUUCCGAUCCCAUCAGCUCGAUCCGCUUUCAGCAGACCAUUUUGGAGCAGCAUGUCACCACUUUUUCUCUAGGUCUCUUUAGCGAACCUCGGAUCUCCAUAUCGGGCAUCUCCGGAGUCGCAGUGGAUACGGUUUUCCAGUCGGACGCGUUCGGGGGGGCCGGAUAUAAGGUCUCAAGCAGUCUAGCGGCGGGGAGAUGCGGCGGAAGUGCGGCUAUCAUCUGCGGCGGGCUGCAUUUUGAAUAGUUCCAUUUUAAGAGAUGGGAAAGGAGGUCUGGAGGGAGGUGAGGAGACGAGGGGAAGUGAGGAACGGAGCCGAUGGGAUGGUGAAGAAGCAGCUGAACCAAAAGACUCAAAGGUUUUCGAAACUUUGGAAAGCAAGAGACGAGAAUGAAGCACAAAAAGUUACAUUCUUUUUCAACAACAUUCCAGAAGAAUGUAGCUUUGAUUUUUUGAGGAGAAAGUUCGGUUCCGUGCGAGAACCGACAGACAUCUUUUGUCCAAGAAAGAGAGACAAAAAAGGGAAGCCUUUCGGUUUUGUUCGCUUCGAAGACGUUGAAGAUAGGGACGGUUUGCUGGAACAACUUAAUAAGUUGUGGAUUGGGAGCUAUAAAAUUAGGGUGUUCAAACCGAGAUUCGAGAGAGAAGUGAAGAUCCAAGGAAGUAAAGGGAAGGGAUUCAAAGCCGAUGCAGGUAGAAAGACGGAAAAAACAAAGGUCGUGCAUGCCGCAAAAAGGAUGAUGGGGGUUUCUUUUAAGGAGGUGCUCACUGGAUCCAAAGAAGGGGAGUCAGGAUCUUCGGAUUUGCUUCAGUUCAAAACUUCGGAUGAGGAAACACGAUGGCUAGAUGGAGCCUUCACGGGUUUCAUCAAAGAUGAGUUCUUAUGGGAAGAGAUUAAAGAAGAAAUCAAUAGCGAAAUUGCUGGGAAACUGAAGGUGACGACGAUGGGAGGAAAUUUGGUGUUGAUACGUAGUGUCUGUGACGCGCCAACAGAAAAAGUUUUAACGGAGAUGGAUGAAUGGAGUGAGUUCUGGUUUCAAUGGAAGAGGAAAUGGAACGUUGUGGAUGUGUUUCAACAACGAGUGGUGUGGACGAGGUGGGUCGGGAUCCCACUACAUGCAUGGAAUCAUCGUUUCUUUGAGUUGGCAACUGCAAAGUUCGGUCGGGUAUUGAAGAUGCAUGAGAAGACGAAAGAAAAAGAAAAACUGGAUGUUGCUUUGAUUCAAAUCUCCACGGGCCUUAGAUCCAUUGAUCAAGUGACGGAGUGUUGUAUUAAUGGAGCAAGGUUUACGUUUCGUAUUGAGGAAAUUCACGAGAAUCCUUUUUCUUCCAUGCUCGGAGAGACGGAGUUCGAGGAUUCGGGAUCGGAUGCAGGAUGGACGAGCGGGGAGGAGUCCAUGGAUCCGGCAGCUGCAACCAUCGGAGAUCAGAACGAGAGCGGUGAAAGGGAUGAUGAUGUUUCGGUUCUCCAAGAAAUCAACGUUUCGUCUCAUUCGAUCCAUGCAGACACGUUUGUCGAGGAAACCAAUUAUGAGGGGACGUUGGUAGGAGGAUCGAAAAUGCUUUUAAAUUUGGUUGGGGCCGAAGGUGAGAGUCAACCACUCGUUAAGGAUGGGCAGAUGGACUGCCACGCUUUUCAAAGUCCAAACCAAAUUUUUGAGGAACAAAACUGGGCCGACUCUCAGAAGGUACAACAAAAAAGCCCAACUGGUGGCUUUACUGGUGUUUCUCUUGAUGGGCCAGGAAGAAGCGUUUGUGAGGGAGGUCAUACCUUAAUGUCGACCCAAGCGCAAGGAGAGAAGAGAAGCGCUAUUCUGGAAAGGGAAGAAGCCGAUUCAGUUGUGUACAUGGAAAAUCAAGGUGCCAAAAAUGUUGCAGAUGACACGGCGUCGAAAGAGGAAGGGCAAAGGAUCGAAAGGAAUGAGCCGCCGAUUUUUAGCUACGAGGAAGGAAGUUGUUCAAACCAAAGUAAAAGGUGUGGGGAUCGAAAUUCAAAAGGAAAAAAAGGGAGAGAAAAGAAAAAGAAUAGAAACAGGGAGAAAGAGAAAUGGGAACACUUCAUUUCAGAUUUAGAGCCAAUUGAUGGAAGGGGGGAGGAAGUGGCAGAGCAGGAAAGAGAGGGGGAGAACGAAGAAGGGCAGGAGACGACAAUUGGGGAGCAAAGUUCAGGUCAACAGAUCUGGGAUUUUGGAAAGAAGAUCGGGCUGUCAAGUAGAAUUCCAGACGAAGAUGUUGCUCGACAGAUUGAGGUACAAGGUGUAACAGACGGAUGGAACUGGAAGGCGACAACAGAUGGAUGCUUCACAAUCAAGUCGGCAUAUGAAAUUGUGGCAAAAACAAGAAUGGAGCAACAAGUUUUACCUUUGGAGAUGGCAAAGGUUUGGAAGGCCCCAACACCAAAUAAAGCCAAGGUGACGGCAUGGAGAUGUCUUAGAAACAGAUUGGCAACAUGUGAUAAUUUGAGUAGAAGAAAUGUCCAGAUCAGCGUGGAGGAGAGAUGGUGCAAUGCAUGUGUUUCUAGUGAGGAAACGACGGAACACCUGUUCCUCCAUUGUCCGAAAGCAGCGGCGGUGUGGGACCAGAUCUUUCAAUGGCUCGACAUCAAAACGGCAAAUCCGAGAGGUAUCUUUCAACACUUCAUUUCUUUCAUUGCGGCUGGAAAAAAGAAGAGAGAAAGAAGACUGCUUAAAGCUUUGUGGGUUGGAACAGUGUGGUUGCUCUGGGAAAGCAGGAAUGGUAGUCGUUUUCAGGACAAGGCUUGGGAUAUUGAUAGACUUGUAUUACAGAUUAAGGGGAGACUUUGGAGUUGGAACGAGGCCUACAAAAUAGUGGAGUUAGGAAUUCCUUUUACUUCUUGGUGUUCCAAAGACUUCAAACUUGUUUUAUUGUUUUGAUUGGCAUUCCUGAUGCCUUGAUCCCUUUUCUUUCAAUAAAAGUUUUACUUUACUGAUAA